Messenger RNA from Cyprinus carpio (common carp), 5532 nucleotides. RefSeq names its product lysine-specific demethylase 5B-like. Gene Ontology annotation, biological process: chromatin remodeling. The record is from RefSeq and is a predicted model, not a curated record. NCBI's taxonomy places the organism in Eukaryota, Metazoa, Chordata, Actinopteri, Cypriniformes, Cyprinidae. Gene Ontology annotation, molecular function: histone demethylase activity; DNA binding. Gene Ontology annotation, cellular component: nucleus.
GCUGUUUCCUGCGAUAGGCGGAUCAGGGAACCGGGGAUAUCUGUCCUGUGUUACAGGGGGCGACGGCGACAGCUUCCGAGUUGACGUGUGGUACGUGCUUAUAGAUAUUGCUCGCAUGGAAUACUACGGUGGAUGUUGAUGGAGCUUCUGCACAAAGAUAUGUAAAGACAGAAGUCAAGCGCAACGCCAGUACGUUUACUGCAGUUUCUACAUGUCAUCAUUUGGAUCAAGUUCCCCAGAAUGACCCAUUCACGACCCAACGAGUUUAUUCCACCACCGGAGUGCCCUGUCUUUGAGCCCAGUUGGGAGGAAUUUGCCGACCCUUUUGGGUUCAUCAACAAAAUACGUCCAAUUGCAGAAAACACUGGCAUCUGCAAGAUCCGACCGCCCCCGGGUUGGCAGCCACCAUUUGCCUGUGAUGUGGACAGACUGCAUUUCACACCACGCAUUCAGAGGCUCAAUGAGUUAGAGGCCCAGACCAGAGUGAAACUCAACUUCCUGGACCAGAUAGCAAAGUUCUGGGAACUGCAGGGUUGUACAUUGAAAAUUCCUCAUGCUGAGCGCAAAACUCUGGACUUGUAUGUGCUUUACAAGCUGGUCAAAGAGGAGGGAGGCUUUGAUGUGGUCUGUAAAGAGCGGAAAUGGACCCAGAUCGCACUGAAGAUGGGCUUUGCUCCCGGCAAAGCAGUUGGCUCUCACCUUCGUGCUCACUAUGAGAGGAUUCUCUACCCAUAUUAUUUGUUCCAGACAGGAGCUAAUCUUAUGAACUCUCAGAAGCCAACUCUGACUAAUGACACCAAAGACAAGGAGUAUAAACCCCAUGAUCUGCUCCAGCGUCAGUCGGUGCAACCAGUGGAAACCUGCACUAUCGCCCGCAGAGCAAAACGGACCAAGGGCCGCUGUUUUAAAUCAGAGCCGGGUGAGGUGUGCGAAAAACCCAACCUGAGGAGGAGAAUGGGCUCAUAUGUGGCAAAACCAGAACCAGUAAAGAAAAUUCCAAUCCAGGUGAAAGAAGAACCCAUUGAGCAGCAAGUUGAAGGUGAAAAAUCAAAGGUGAGGGCGAAGGUCAGAGGACCCUUUGGUUUUCACACAACAAAGUAUGCAGUGCAUUCCUUUAUGCCAAAAUUUUUACUUUUUUCCUCACAGGUGGAGCAGUACAUAUGCUUGGUAUGUGAGGGUGGAGGUGAUGAAGAUAGACUCUUGCUUUGUGAUGGGUGUGACGACAGUUAUCACACCUUCUGUCUGAUCCCACCCCUCCACGACGUCCCCAAAGGGGACUGGAGAUGCCCCAAGUGCCUGGCUCAGGAGUGUGGUAAGCCACCGGUGGCGUUUGGGUUCGAGCAGGCCUCCAGAGACUACACCCUUCGCACCUUUGGAGAUAUGGCUGACUCUUUCAAGUCUGACUACUUUAACAUGCCUGUUCAUAUGGUUCCCACAGAGCUGGUGGAGAAGGAGUUUUGGAGGCUGGUUAGCACCAUCGAGGAGGAUGUCACUGUAGAGUAUGGGGCUGAUAUUGCUUCAAAAGAUUUCGGAAGUGGCUUCCCUGUUAAGAACGGCACAUUUAAGGUCUCACCAGAGGAGGAGGAUUAUCUGAGCAGUGGCUGGAACCUCAACAACAUGCCUGUUUUGGAUGCAUCUGUGCUGACUCAUGUCACAGCAGACAUCUGUGGGAUGAAGCUCCCAUGGCUUUAUGUGGGAAUGUGCUUCUCCUCCUUCUGCUGGCACAUUGAGGACCAUUGGAGCUAUUCCAUCAACUAUCUGCACUGGGGAGAGCCAAAGACGUGGUAUGGUGCUCCUGGCUACGCUGCUGAGCAGUUGGAGAAUGUGAUGAAGAGCCUGGCCCCUGAGCUCUUUGAGUCUCAGCCAGACCUGCUCCACCAGCUGGUCACCAUCAUGAACCCAAAUGUUCUCAUGGAGCAUGGAGUACCAAUUUACCGUACAAACCAGUGUGCUGGCGAGUUUGUCAUUACCUUCCCCAGGGCCUAUCACAGUGGUUUCAACCAGGGCUUCAACUUCGCUGAGGCAGUCAACUUCUGCACUGCAGACUGGAUGCCUCUUGGUCGCCAGUGUGUCGAGCACUACCGGUCCCUCAACAGAUACUGUGUUUUCUCCCACGAUGAGAUGACCUGUAAUAUUGCCACCAAGGCAGACUCUCUAGAAUUAGAACUGGCCUCUGCUGUCCAGAAGGACAUGUGUGCAAUGAUUCUGGAAGAGAAGAUGCUCCGUGAGAAAGUCUAUAAGCUGGGCGUGUGGCACUCCCACCAGGUUGACUAUGAUUUACUGCCAGAUGAGGAAAGGCAGUGUGCUAAGUGCCGGACCACCUGUUACCUGUCUGCCAUCACCUGUCCCUGUAGCCCAGACCAGCUGGUCUGUCUCCAUCACAUCGAGGACCUCUGCUCUUGCCCUGCUAGAAGCUAUACGCUCAACUAUAAAUAUACACUUGCCGAACUGAAGCCAUUGUUCCAGGCUUUGACGGCUCGUGCUGAGUCCUAUGAAGACUGGGCAUCUAAAGUUAACAAGAUUUUGAAAGCAGAUCAAGAUAAUAAAAGUGAUAUGGAGGAGCUUCGUUCAUUGGUAGUAGAAGCAGAGAAGAAGUCAUACCCUGAGACUGACUUGCUAAGUCACCUGCGUCAAGUCAUUCAGAAUGCAGAUAGAUGUACCUCAAUGGCCCAACAACUCCUCAACGGCAAGAGACAGACAAGAUAUCGCUCCGGUGGGGGAAAGUCUCAGAACCAGCUCACUGUGGAGGAACUGAGGUCGUUUGUCAAUCAGUUGUAUGACCUGCCCUGUACCAUCCGACAGGCCCCUUUCUUAAAGGCUCUUUUGAACCGCGUCGAACAGUUCCAGCAACAGAGCUCGGAUCUCCUUGCAGAGGACAUGCCUGGUUCCUCUGCUCUUCAGAGCCUCCUAGAUGAAGGUGCAGGCAUGGAUGUGGAGUUGCCUCAGCUGGCGGUGUUGAGGCAGAGGCUGGAGCAGGCCCGCUGGGUGGAGGCCGUUCAGGAAGCCAGCGAUCAGCCAGCUGACCUCAGUCUAGACUGCAUGAGGAGGCUCAUAGAUCAAGGAGUGGGCCUGACACCGCAUGCAUGUGUGGAAAGAACCAUGGCCCGCCUGCAGGAGCUGCUCACUGUCUGUGAACACUGGGAAGAAAAGGCCCAUAACAUGCUCACUGCUAGGCCCCGUCAUAGUAUUGAGACUCUUGAGGCAGCUAUACAGGAAGUUGACAGCAUCCCAGCAUACCUGCCCAGCUGUCUUCAACUAAAGGACUGCGUAAACAGGGCCAAAGAGUGGAUAAUGGAAGCUGAUGCUCUUCAGGCUGGAGGCCGAAUUCCUGGUCUCGCUGCCCUGUCCGAACUUGUGUCAAGAGCCAGAAGUGUUCCGGUAAUGCUGGAACCACUGUCUCGACUGGAAAGUUUAAUAUCUGAGGUACAGGCCUGGAAGGAGAGUGCAGCUAAAACAUUCCUGUUGAGGAACUCAUCCCAUUCUCUCCUCGAGGUUUUGUGUCCUAGGUGUGAGAAUGGGCCGCAGAAGUCAAAGUCUAAAAAAGCCAAGGAUGUUUCAGUACCCUGCAAAAAAGUUGAAGUAAAACUAGACUCCCUUUUUGAUGUGGAAAAGGCGCUUUCUACGAGCAAAGAUACAGUUUCAGCAAUGGCCACUCUCAGUGAGGUGCAUCAGAAAGAGCUGGAGAGCCUGUCUAUGUUGAGGACCUCAAAUGAGUCAAAGUUUCAGUCUUCACCCAGCUGUUUGGCCCCCACAGUGUGCUUGUGUCACACUGUCCCAGCAGGCCCUAUGCUACAGUGUGAACUCUGUCGAGACGCCUACCACAGCGGCUGUGUGCCAGGGUUCAAGGACAUCCAGAUAGGGCUACCGUGGUUAUGCCCGCUCUGCAAGCGGUCCGAGAAGCCACCCCUGGAUAAGGUGCUUCCCCUGCUUGCUUCCUUACAGCGGAUUCGGGUUCGGCUUCCUGAGGGUGAUGCCCUGCGGUAUGUGAUUGAGAGAACGGUGCGCUGGCAACACAAAGUGCAGCUGGUUUCUCCUACACAGAAUCCGAAUGGAAAAGCAAGACAUAUUCCUGGAACAGCAUCAUCUCCGACACUGGUAGGGAGCAACAUCUCUUUCUACAUGCUGCAGCCAUGUAUUCCUCUCAAUGAACUCGGUACUGAGUUGGAGGAGCUGUUGGUAGAAGGUCUUCUGAUGCAGGUGACUUUACCCGAGCUCCAGCAACUUUAUAGCAGCUUGCUCAACAGGUUUUCACCAUCCCAGCACUCCCUGCAGAGCAGCGAACACGAUCACCAGUAUCACAUUGCUCAAGACCGAAGUCCACCUCACAGGAGCCCCCCGCACAGCAAAGGACAGGAUGGCGUUCCAGAGACCAAGAAGGAACCAGAGAGGCUUGAGAAGAACAGCAAACGGCGUCUAGAGAAAGAGAACAUGGAAGGGCAGCACAGAGACAAGAUAAAGAAGCCCAAGAAAAAGAAGCCUAAAAUGAACAAAGAAAGGAGAAGAGAGGAGAAACGAACCACCUCCCCCUCCAACUCCCUUUCUGACCUAUCGUAUUCCGAUGACUCGGAGGAGGAUUGGUCUGUGUGCUCGGCAAAGCAAUGUCAACAGCCAGAAGGAAACGAGGUAAACUGGGUUCAGUGCGAUGGCAGCUGUAACCAGUGGUUCCACCAGAUUUGUGUGGGAGUGUCUGCUGAGCAGGCUGAGAAUGAGGACUACAUCUGCGUCAGCUGCGCAAUAAACGAUUUGACAGAAUGAGGACCAAAAUCAUGUUUUUCGAAGGAUAGUUAAAAGGCUCCCCGUUUUGCACAUAAGUUAAAGCACCAAGAAUGCACCAGAUAUCAUCCUCUUACUGAAUCCCACCAUCUGUGUUCCCUUGGUGCUACUGCCUUCUUGAUAGGACUGUUAACAAAAACCUGUAUGAUUCUUCUGCUUUUUGUUUUGUAUUUUUGGAGAUUUCCUUCUAUAACAUUUUAUUUCUUCUCUAGAGAACGUGAUGCAUAGAUGUACCUCAGGGGUUUCCAUCCCAUGAAUGCAAAACAAUGGGGAACUUCAGCUUCCCUAAAUGUAUUUUUGUUCAUAUUUAUUGUUUUGGUUUUUUUUCUUUCCCCAGUCACCUUUAGAAUUUCUAACAUGGAUUUAUCAAUCUGGGCUAUUUACACCAAAUAAUAUUAAUUGGACUAAACAAAAUGGUCUAAAAUUAUUUUUGGAACCCACUGUUUUGGUACACGUGUCUAAUAAUAUAAAAUAUUAUUUAUUUAUCCCAGCAAUAACUCGCUGGUUACCCUGAUUUUUUCAGUAGCUUGAGAUCUGCUCUGAUCUGUUGCUUGAUGCAUUAGAAGUGUUUGUACAGAAUCCUAAUGUAGGUUGUCAGACAAAUGAGAUGUAGCAGGCAGAAGAAAAAGCUGUGUGAAAUAUAAUUUGUGAUGUAUACUGUGGCUUUCUUUAAAAUUCAAAACAGAUCUCUCCGAUGUUAAUUCAGUUGUGGAAUAAAAUGUUAUGUUCUCACCUAUAAAUACUGAUCUACUUCUGUUA